AUGGUUGAGGAAAAACUUGACAGAAUACUUAUUACAGAUACUUGGCUUUCUCUUUUUGAAGGUGCAAAGGCAUGCUCUCUGAUUAGUCCGUACAGCAAUCAUCUUCCCAUCUUGAUCACGCCAGAAGUGGUCAAUACUGUUCGUCGACGACGCAGAUUCUGUUUUGAUAACAUGUGGCUCAAGGAGGUGAAUUAUAGAGAAAUGGUUAAGCAUAGCUGGGAUAAAACGAUUGGGAUGGAUGUUCUACUAAGGAUCACGGUGUGUAGUCAGGACAUUUGGAGAUGGGGGCAUGAGUAUAACAGAGACUUUCUAAGGAAAAUUGAAGGGACUAAAGCUAAGUUCGAAAGGCUUCGAACAAGAAGGGAUUCUGUGGCAACAUUUAUACUAGAACAGAGAGCCAAGGAGCACUGGUGGAAGGGAGGUGACUCGAACACAAAAUAUUUUCACAACUCAGUUAAGAUGAGGAAGAGGAGAAAUAAGGUGCAUAAGUUGCAGAAUGAGGAUGGGGUUUGGAUUGACAAUGCAGAUGCAAUUGGCAGUGUAAUGGUUGACUACUUCCAAUUGCUAUUUACUGCAACAAAAUGGUAA
This is a messenger RNA of Ipomoea triloba (trilobed morning glory), 588 nucleotides long. RefSeq lists its product as uncharacterized. NCBI's taxonomy places the organism in Eukaryota, Viridiplantae, Streptophyta, Magnoliopsida, Solanales, Convolvulaceae. The transcript has 2 exons. The coding region runs from base 1 to 588 and encodes 195 amino acids. The record is from RefSeq and is a predicted model, not a curated record.